This is a messenger RNA of Moneuplotes crassus, 465 nucleotides long. The record is from the annotation of a GenBank genome assembly. NCBI's taxonomy places the organism in Eukaryota, Ciliophora, Spirotrichea, Euplotida, Euplotidae.
AUGAAAUUAGCUCUUGUAAUCCUCCUGAUCGUAGCUACUGCUGUGCUUGGAGAAAAUGAACAGAUCCUGACUCCAAGUAACUCAGAUCAGAUUCUCGAUCACUUAGAGGGAAAUAAUCAGAAUAUUUAUUUAUUAUUUUUCGCUGCUUCAAGUCCAUAUGAAGAAGUUGCUCAUAGGAACAAUAAAGAGAUAGAGGAUGGACUCAAGUCUAUCAUUACUGAUAAUCCAGAGAUAUAUUUCGCAAGAAUCGAAUAUGGAAACCCCAGCUUCCACAAGCUCGCAGAGGUAACACAAGUGAACCAUGCUCCUUCUGUAUUUUUGAUGGUUCAUGGACAAGGAGUCUGGAUUUAUGAGGGCACAUCUGAACUAAUUUUGGAAAGACUUAAAGAUUUCCUGCCUCAAUUUAAACAAGCUUCCAGUCACAAAACUGCUCCUUACACACUGGAAUAAAGAGGUAAACUAACC